Debaryomyces fabryi is the source of this 2085-nucleotide messenger RNA. It is a transcript of the gene FGR47, whose product is annotated as Fgr47p. NCBI's taxonomy places the organism in Eukaryota, Fungi, Ascomycota, Pichiomycetes, Serinales, Debaryomycetaceae. The record is from RefSeq and is a predicted model, not a curated record. The coding region runs from base 1 to 2085 and encodes 694 amino acids. The transcript has a single exon.
AUGGACAACCCUAAUUUUUCACCUGGCAAAAGGCCGUUUAACGGUGAAAUGCAUAGUUCGGCGUUAGAUCAGCCAGUUGACAUUCUUAAGAGAAGAAAACAUUCUGACGUGCCAAGGUCUCUUGAUGAGAUAAAUAGAAAGACGGAAAUUAGCUUUCAGCAGCCGUUUUCUGCACCCAUUCUUCAUUCAGUUCCUCCAUCCAUACUACCAAUUAUUUAUCCACCCUUCCAAACGCAAGAUUUUUUCACCGAUGUAACUUCUGAUAUAACGGAUCCUAAUAUUGCCAAACAGAUUAAGGGGAUCUUGCAAAAUUUCCCACCUCCAAUUCCACCAUAUUUGUCUAAUGAAAUGGCCCCACCACAGGGGGGUAUGAUGAUUCCAUUUAUUUACCCACCACCUCCAGUUAUCAGAAGCGAAGUUCCUAGAGAUGGUCAAAAAGCAGAUGCGACAGCAAUGCAUUCUCCUACAACCGACGAAGAGUAUGUUGAAAUGCCGCCGUUACCAUUUCCUCCACCAAAUUACAUGCCAUACCCGUUAAUAUCAGAUCAAUCUUCCCUUACUCCUGCUGAGGUAUUUGCAUCGUUUUUGGAAGCGCUGCAGAAAUUACCAAGAAUUGAUAUGGUUUUGGCUAGUGCAGCUGGUUCACUUUUUGAUUUAAGAAUCCAGGCGAAAGAGGAAGGCUUUACAUACGAAAAAUAUGAGAUCUUGAAAAGCAAGAAGUUAGAAGCUUUAAAAAAUAAAAGGUUAGGACUUUCGACUAGAGAAUCCGAAGAAGAAGAAGAACUUGAUUCCGAUGAUUUUGAAGAUUAUAUGGAAUAUGCUUCAAAUAUUGAUGUAACGGAUGCAUUUGAUAGUUAUGCUAAGCUGAAUUUUGCUGAUACCUUUGAAUCAGAUUGUGGCUGUCCUCCAAGUUAUUUGAAGAUAACCCCAAAUGUGAGCGACAUUAAAAAUCCUUCAGAGAAACACAUCAAAACUGAAAAAAUGAAUGAUGAGUAUUUCUUAGAUCCAUCUGCUGAAUUUGAGGAAAUGCAACCAUUAAGCUCUAAUAAAGUCUUGUCACAUUCUAAUAAAGAUAUUAGUUCUGCAAAUGGUAUUAAUAAAGAAAAAAGAAGGAAAGAAUUAGAAACAUCGGUAUACGAAUUGUCAGAAUUUGAAUCUAAGCAUAAGCAUGAUAUAUAUAUUACCAAAAAGAAGAAGUUGUUGGAAAGAUUGCAAAAUUUAAAAGAUUCUAGAAUCCAGUUCUUGGGAUCAGAUGAUCAAUUAAAAGACGAGCAACUAUUGAAUUACAAGAAACUUUUGGAAGAACGUAGGGACGAAGAAUUGGUGAGAUUGAAAAUUAAUUUCAAUUACCAGUAUUUAAAGAAUUUAUUAAUAUUUUAUCAAGAGUCAAACAAGGUCUACAAGAACGUAAAUGCAUUAGUGUUGAAUAAAUUGAAGAAAUUGAAGAAUUUCUUUGAAUUCCAAAAGAAUCUAUUUGAGGAUGCUAUAAAAAACGGGGACUCGAAGGAUGGCAUAUUUGAUGUCAAGAGUAAAGAAUCUAGUAAGUUGUUUAAUGGAAUAUCUGAGAAGGAUUUUCACGCUGGAGUUAAACAGAUUAUGAAUUCUACAAGAAGAGAAACUGAUAAAUCCAAGCAUUCUGGAAGUACUGCUCCAGUUGUUCAUGACUUUAUGCCUUUGAUAUCUGCUGAUGAAUUCAAUAUAAUUACCGGAGACUUCCCAAAUAAGAGUAAACAAUCGAAGGAUUCUUCAAAGUCUGCAACAUCAAAAGCAUUCGACAGUAUUAAGCAUCAUAUAUUCCAAAGCUCCUUGUACGACCCAAUCACUUCUGGUUCAGAUACUAAUAAUGCAUCGGAGAGUACAACAGGCACGCCAUCAAAAAGAAGAGGAAGAAGAGGUGGUAAUACACCCGGCGAUAAGUUAAUUGAUGAUAGUGACAAAUCAAGUUCAAAAUACACAGAAUCCUUGCUAUUGGCUAAAAUAAUGAAGCAUUUUAUAGGGCCUCAAGGUGCAAAUCCAGAUGAACUAACUGACGAUUUAGAAAUAAUGGGUGUGAAAACAAGGUGGCCUGUUCAAUAUACCAAAUAG